Messenger RNA from Pseudozyma hubeiensis SY62, 1983 nucleotides. RefSeq lists its product as hypothetical. NCBI's taxonomy places the organism in Eukaryota, Fungi, Basidiomycota, Ustilaginomycetes, Ustilaginales, Ustilaginaceae. The record is from RefSeq and is a predicted model, not a curated record. Gene Ontology annotation, molecular function: ABC-type transporter activity; ATP hydrolysis activity; ATP binding. Gene Ontology annotation, cellular component: membrane. The transcript has a single exon. Bases 1 to 1983 code for a protein of 660 amino acids.
AUGAAUAAACCAACUUCUUCCUCCAGAUCCGACAAAGAUGCGAUUGUUGAGGCAGCCAUGGCGUGGCAAGACAUUCGCUAUGACGUGUCUGCCUCGCGACGAAACCGCUUUAGAAAGACGUCGACUACGGCCGACGCAUCUGUCAAAACGCUCUUGCGAGACAUUUCUGGGUCGGUCCCUCCAGGGUCGAUGCUUGCGAUCAUGGGCCCUUCAGGAGCGGGAAAGUCGACGCUGCUCGACGUUUUAUCGGGACGUAAGAGAACAAGCUCAGGUCGGCUGCUGACGCCCAACGAUGUCGACGUCCGAAGCAUCUCUUCGUAUGUCGAACAGGAGGACGCCCUGCUCGGUGUCCUGACGGUUCGCGAGACCAUCUGGUAUUCGGCUAAGCUCUCCCUACCGCCAACGACGACGCGCCACGAGCUCGACGAACGCACCGACAUGAUUAUCCACGAUCUCGGCCUGACGGGCGUCGCAUCGCAGAGGAUCGGCACGCCGAUCCAGCGCGGCAUCUCGGGCGGUCAACGGCGUCGCGUCACCAUCGGUUGCAGCCUGGUGACGCUUCCUAGGGUGCUCUUCCUUGACGAACCUACGUCGGGCCUCGACAUUGCCACGGCGUACGAAGUGAUGAAAGCGAUCCGAAGCCUGGCGGUGCGCCAUCGCAUUAGCGUCAUGGCAACCAUCCACAGCCCCAAUUGGGAGAUUUUCGAGACGUUUGAUCAGUGCUUGCUUCUCGCGCGGGGAAGACCAGUCUACCAGGGGGAUGUGCACGAUGUGGCUUCCUACUUUGCCGCUCUAGGCCAUCCGUGCCCUCGACGGACCAACCCGGCCGACCACAUGAUCACUCUCGUCAACGAUGACUUUUUGGUCCCGGACGUCACUGUCCAUGGAGCCGACUCAGACGACGCCCAAAAUCCCACAUCGAGUGCCGCGAUUCCGCACGGGGACGUGAGAGCGUUUGCCAACGCCUGGAAGCUCAAUAGCCGCUUUGGCAGACCGAUCAAGCCGCCAUCCGAUGUGGUCCCCAGUCCAGGCUCGCCAGGUGCACACCCGAAAGAGAGUGUGCUUUCGCAACACGAGACCCAGCCCCGUGGGGCAUCUGUCGAGCGCGCCCACGCCUGGUCUCAGACCGUCACUCUGACACGCCGCAACUUUGUUAAUUACUCGCGCAAUCUUCUUGCGUACGGCGUGCGUAUCGGCAUGUACAUUGGCAUGGGCGUCCUGCUGGCCACGGUGUGGGUCAACCUCGCCAAGACGGACACCAGGAUCAACGACCGUCUCUCUGUGCACUUUUUCUCGGUCGCCUUUCUGGGCUUUAUGGCGGUGGCGGGCAUCCCUGCGUUCCUUGAGGAGCGUAGCGUCAUGAAGCGCGAAACGGGCAACGGUCUGUACGGACCCUUGCCCUUUACAUUGGCCAACACGUUCUCGACAGUUCCGCUACUUUUCCUCUGCUCUGCGGUUUUUGCCGUUAUCAUGUACUGGAGCAUUGGCCUGCGUCCAGGAGUCGCCGUCUUUUUCCGCUUCCUUGCCUUCCUGUACCUCGGCGUGCUGGCGGCAGAGUUCCAGGCGCUGCUUGUGGCGGCGCUCGUUCCCAUCUUUGUUGCAGCGCUGGCCAUCGCCGCAUUCCUCAACGGCUUCUGGAUGUGCGUGCAGGGUUACUUUAUCCGCGCUGUCAAUCUGCCACGAUUCUGGUACUACUGGGCCCACUUCAUCGACUACGAGACAUACGCCUUCAAUUUGCUCGCCAAAACGGAUCUGUCCAGCGUCGUGUUUUCCUGCUCUGGCAGCGUCGCAGACAAUACUUGCCAGUGCCAGUAUCCGAGCUCGCUGAUCCCGCAGGGCAUCUGCGCUGUCAAGGGAGAGGAUGUGCUGCAAGCACUCGGCAUCGAUGGCUUCAACAUCACGCUAUAUGCUUUCAUCCUUCUGAUCAUUACGAUUGUAUACCGCGUUCUGUUCUACGUUGUUCUGAAGGUCCAGCUUCGCUGA